ACUGGGCGGGCAACGCAUGCGCGGGCGGCGGCAGCCUUAAGGGCGGCGGCGGCUGGGGUGGUGCAGUCGGCCUGUUAGCCGGCUUAGAGGCAGGGCCGGUAUCUCCCGCGGCGGCGUCGGUCAUGGCCGCGGAGGAGGAGGAGGUGGACUCGGCGGACACCUGCGAGAGGUCAGGAUGGCUAACUAGUUGGCUUCCCACAUGGUGUCCUACAUCUACAUCACACCUUAAAGAAGCUGAAGAGAAAAUAUUAAAAUGUGUCCCCUGCACAUACAAAAAAGAACCUGUUCGUAUAUCUAAUGGAAAUAAAAUAUGGACACUGAAGUUCUCUCAUAAUAUUGCAAAUAAGACUCCUCUUGUUCUCCUCCAUGGCUUUGGAGGAGGUCUUGGACUUUGGGCACUGAAUUUUGGAGAUCUUUGCACCAAUAGACCUGUCUAUGCUUUUGACCUGUUGGGCUUUGGGCGAAGUAGUAGACCGAGAUUUGACAGUGAUGCAGAGGAAGUGGAGAAUCAGUUUGUGGAAUCCAUUGAAGAGUGGAGAUAUGCCCUAGGAUUGGACAAAAUGAUCUUCCUUGGCCACAACCUAGGUGGGUUUUUGGCUGCUGCAUACUCACUGAAAUACCCAUCAAGGGUUAAUCAUCUUAUUUUAGUGGAGCCUUGGGGUUUUCCUGAGCGACCAGACCUUGCUGAUCAAGAAAGACCGAUUCCAGUCUGGAUCAGAGUCUUGGGAGCAGCACUGACUCCCUUUAACCCUCUAGCUGGCCUCAGGAUUGCAGGGCCCUUUGGUUUAAGUCUAGUGCAGCGUUUAAGGCCAGACUUCAAACGGAAGUAUUCUUCAAUGUUUGAGGAUGAUACUGUGACAGAAUACAUCUACCACUGUAAUGUACAGACUCCGAGUGGUGAGACAGCAUUCAAAAAUAUGACUAUUCCUUAUGGAUGGGCAAAAAGGCCAAUGCUGCAGCGAAUUGGUAAAAUGCAGCCUGACAUUCCAGUUUCAGUGAUCUAUGGUGCCCGAUCCUGCAUAGAUGGCAGUUCUGGCACCAGCAUCCAGUCAUUGCGACCACAUUCAUAUGUGAAGACGAUAGCCAUUCUUGGGGCAGGGCAUUAUGUAUAUGCAGAUCAACCAGACGACUUCAACCAGAAAGUAAAGGAGAUCUGUGACAGUGUGGACUGAGCACACGGAAGGUGAUAACAUGCUAACUGAUAAAUGUCCUCAGUAGUGGUGCACUAUGGUGAAGAAUGAGGAAUGGUCUUCUUGCCUGUAUGUUGCACAUGUUUUUUUAUGAAGCACAUUCAAACCAGUUAGUGCCUUCUAGAAGAAAGGCUUUCCUUUCUUCUAUACAAAAUAGAAACACACAAGAGGCUCCGAAUCUGACAGCUCUAAUAAAAUGUUGAUUGUCCUGCUACUGUACUGAAAUAUUUUAAUUUUUCAACUGAAAGUAUCUUCAUUUCUAUCUAAUUCUGUUACGUCAAGCACUUUUUAUAUUACAGUGUAUAUUGCCAAUUUUAAAA
This is a messenger RNA of Manis javanica (Malayan pangolin), 1510 nucleotides long. RefSeq names its product abhydrolase domain containing 5, lysophosphatidic acid acyltransferase (gene ABHD5). Gene Ontology annotation, molecular function: lysophosphatidic acid acyltransferase activity; carboxylic ester hydrolase activity. Gene Ontology annotation, cellular component: mitochondrion; lipid droplet. The record is from RefSeq and is a predicted model, not a curated record. Lineage: Eukaryota; Metazoa; Chordata; Mammalia; Pholidota; Manidae. Gene Ontology annotation, biological process: positive regulation of triglyceride catabolic process; phosphatidic acid biosynthetic process; negative regulation of triglyceride storage.